Messenger RNA from Xenopus laevis (African clawed frog), 3928 nucleotides. It is a transcript of the gene mttp.L, whose product is annotated as microsomal triglyceride transfer protein, gene 1 L homeolog. Bases 112 to 2796 code for a protein of 894 amino acids. The transcript is spliced from 18 exons. The record is from RefSeq and is a predicted model, not a curated record. Lineage: Eukaryota; Metazoa; Chordata; Amphibia; Anura; Pipidae.
UCACGUUUGUGCCUCAAUCUGAACAGGUCACUCAUUCAUUUAGCUUUGAAUUAGUUAUAAUAUUUUCUGCUGGCUGAAACAAACCGCACCAUUAGCUGAGGAACCAGAAUAAUGAUACCGCUGACCUUGUUAUUUUUUGUUUGUAUAUUUUCCACAUUUUCUGCUUCGAUUCAAGUGCAGACGACAGGGCCAAUACUUAACAAUGACAAGACCUACAAGUAUUUCUAUACAACAGAAGUUCUAAUUGACCGACCUAGAGGAUCAGCCCAGGAAAGUGUAGGCUACAAGAUUUCUUCUGAUGUAGAUGUCAGCCUGGUAUGGCGAAAUCCAAAUAACAAAGAUGACCAGCUUGUCAGAAUUGAGAUGAAAAAUAUUAAAGUUGAAAGUGUAACUGAGCGUCCACAGGACAAGAAUAUUUUUACUGGCACUAGCGCUGCUAAGAUACUUGGUGACAAUUAUAUGAAGAGUCUUCAGAGGCCAUAUCUAGUACAGUGGAGCUUUGGGAAGGUGAAAAGCUUUUUCUCAUACCAAGAUGAACCCACUGUCCUUCUAAAUUUGAAGCGAGGUCUGGCCAGCCUGUUCCAGAUACAGCUUAACCCUGGCUCUGUCAGUGAGGUUGAUGUUUCUGGGAACUGCAAGGUUAAUUAUCAAACACGGCAGAACCAGGUGACUAAAGUAAAAGAUAUUGCAAGCUGCAAGAUAUCAAAAACAGGCUUCUCGACCUCCAACAAGGUGAUUGGCAUUUCUAAUAAAGGAACAUCCAGUACAAUUUAUAUAUUUGAUGAUAAUCUCAUUAAAUCGGCGUUAGCUGAAGAGAAUCAUGUGUUGACUCUUAACGCAUAUAAUGCAGUAGCAGCAAAGAUUGUGUGCAAGCAAAAACUGGAACUAAAGUCUACACAAGCUGGACCCAAGGAAACCCCAGGCAAGCAGAUUAGCACUGUGAUUAAGGCAGAAGAUGCAAAAUAUGUACAGCUCCCAUUGGCGGCUGAUCAGAUGAAAUCAAACUGCAAGGGUUGUCUUUCUCUUGCACAGCACUGGCAGGCCACUCGUGAGCAUUUUGAGCCUCAGAAUCUUUCAAAAGCCAAUGCAGCCCGCAACUUCCUCUCUCUAAUUCAAAGUCUCCGCAGAGCAAAAACAUCUGACAUUUUGAAGCUCCUUAAGUCAGAAAAGGAAGAUGUUCUUCCACAGCUGGUUGAUGCUGUAACGUUUGCUCAGACGUCGGAAUCCUUGGAGGCCAUGCUAGAGUUUCUUGACUUCACCAAUGGGAGCAGACCAUUGCUGCAAGAGAGAUUCUUGUACGCUUGCGGAUUAGCCUCACAUCCAGAUGAGCAAAUGCUUAAAGCUCUUAUCGCCAAGUCCAAGGGGACAAUUGCAAACCAGGAGAUCAGGGAAACUGUCGUUAUAAUUAUUGGUGCGCUGAUCAAGAGGCUUUGCCAGAGUGGAAUGUGUGAUUUUCCGUCAAUUUUGCAAGCAAAAAAGUUGAUCUUAGAAGGUUUGGAAAAGGCAGAAAAGCCUGCGGAUAUCAAGACUCAUCUGUUGGCUCUAAAAAAUGCUAUCUUACCGGAAGGAGUUCCUUUGCUGCUAAAAUACGCAGAAUCUGGGGAGGGACCUGUCAGUAGUAUUGCAAUCAGUGCUCUUCAGAAAUACGAUACAAGUUUAAUCACUGACGAGGUAAAAAAAGCAAUGAACCGGAUCUAUCAUCAAAAUUAUAAAAUCCAUGAAAAAACAGUACGAACGGCUGCUGCUGAUAUAAUACUAAACAAUAAUCCUUCCUUCAUGGAUGUAAAAAACCUGCUGCUUUCUAUUGGGGAACUACCGCUGGAAAUGAACAAAUACAUGCUCUCUGUGUUCCAGGACAUCCUGCAGUUUGAGAUGCCAGCCAGUAAGGUCAUACGUCAAGUUCUAAAAGAUAUGAGUGUUCACAACUAUGACCGCUUUGCAAAGACUGGAUCCUCUUCGGCUUUCUCUGGCUACGUGAAUCGUGGACUAGAUUCAUCAUCAACCUAUAGUCUGGACAUUCUCUACUCUGGAUCUGGCAUUCUAAGAAGAAGUAAUAUUGAUUUAUUUUUGUACUCUAAAAACACUGAGCUGCAUGCCAUUCAGGUUGUAAUUGAAGCUCAAGGUCUUGAGUCCUUAAUAGCUGCAACUGCUGAUGAAGGUGAGGAAGAACUGGAAUCCUUUGCUGGAAUGUCAGCCAUCUUGUUUGACGUUCAACUACGGCCUGUUACAUUUUUCCAAGGAUACAGUGAUCUAAUGUCAAAAAUGUUCUCGGCAACCGGUGACCCUAUAAGUGUAGUGAAAGGACUUGUGCUUCUGACUGAUCAUUCUGAGACUAUUCAGUUGCAAUCUGGGCUUAAAGCCAAUGCAGAGUUCCAGGGUGGAUUGUCCAUUGAUAUCUCCGGUGGAAUGGAUUUCAGUUUGUGGUACAGAGAAUCCAAAACCAGUGUUAAUAACCGAGGGGCUGUGGUGAUUACUGGCAAUAUAACAGUUGAUACAGGAUUUGUAAAUGCUGGGAUGGAAACCCGCUUUGAAUCAGAGUCAUCCUUUGAUUUUGUUACAACUGUAAAAUUUUCAUCGUAUCCAUUUUUGGUUUGCAUGCAGAUGGAUAAAGGAGCAAUUCCAUUAAGACAAUACCUCACAAAGUAUGAGAGCUUACCUCGUGGAAAAACAUAUAUCUCUCGGAAAGGAAGAGUCCAGAUGGUUGCAGGUUCCGAACUCCCGCUUCACCAAGAGAACUCCAACAUGUGUAGGCAGGUGACCGCAGAUCAGGAUAGUUCCACAGACAGCUGGUUCUGAAAUCCUCAGAAAUCAUUUCCUAGUACUGAAUCGGUGGCUCCACGGUGGACAGUUGUGUCUGUACUGUAUGUUAUUUGUGCAUACAUGAAGUUUACAUAUUUAGAUGUAUUUAAGUCUUUGUAAAAUGUUCUAAAAUAAAGAAGUUUGCAGAUAGUGUACUAGUAUUGUAAUACAUAUGUUUUGUAAGACUUUCUACCGCAUGCAGCAAGUGCAAGUAUAGCAGGGUUGCCACUUGCAAUCACAUAUCCACAGCCCAUAGUAAUAAUCCUUUCCUUUUAUAACCUUAUUUGAUAUGCAGUAGGAAUCUCAUUCAAGCCUAUGCUACAAACUAUAGUUCUGUUUUAAGUUGGCAGCAGGAGGACUGGUUCAAUGUUCUUGCUAAGCUGUACAGCUGGCCCCAUACACACGAGAGAUCAUUUUUGCUCUAACAGCUAAAAAGAUGUUUAAGGGAACUUUGAUGGAUAGGAUGUUUUUUUCUUGGCUUUAAGUCUAAGCCAAAAACUGUUUAAAAAAUGUGAAUAAAUAUGUUUUUAAUAUUAACAUUAUUCUCAGAUUUAGGACCUUUUGCCAGUGCCCUGUCUGAAUGCUGAGAUAUAGACUUAUAGGGGUGACAUAGCCGUACAGGGGCCCCCGUGAGGCCCAAAUAAUAGGCAAUUUCAACAUAUAUUGGUAAAAUAGGGCAACCUCUGGAUAUGUUGGGGGCCCUUAAAUGAAUUUGCUGUGGGGGCCAUUAACAUCAAAUUACACCACUGGAUCAGUGUUUUGUUUUUAGCUUCCCUGUUUUUACCUUACCUUACCUACCUCCCUCUUUCUCAUCCUGCAAUAAGAUAAUGAGCUCUGCAUUAACAAGGCUCUUGUUUUUGUUCCAGCUACAGAAAUUUUGUGAACCCAUGCUGCUUUAUGCACACUUGGCAGAGACAGGCAGAUCUCAGGUCAGAAAUGAGCAUGAGCAUUUCUGAGCAGAGGUCCAGCAGUUGCUUUGACAUCUUCUUCAAGCGUAUUUCCCAUAGAUCUCAAUGGGAAGUGGCGAAAGGCAGAUAGAGAUGUUGUGAUUCCCACCAUUUUCCCCCUGUAUCCAGCAUUGAAUUUGGUUUGAGGUUGGAUUCGUUUUUAGAAGGCGAAUUUCCUGAUU